AUGAACACCUCCAACAUCCCAUGCUACCAGCACCUCUUACGUAAGUGAGAAGUGUGCUCGUGGACGCUUCUCCAGGUUGUUCGUAUGCCACACGUGAGGUCUGAGCAGUCCACCUCCUGUGUGAAAUCCCGGUGUGUCCACCUAGGAUCCAGGUCGUGUGUGUGUGGCAGGCGCAGACGGGCCGUUUUUAUUUCUGCCAGCCAUCGCUACCAAUCAUAGCAUCAGUUGGUUGACCGGCUCCUACAACCGAUUGGUGCCCAGGAGUGGGAAGGCAGAGUCAGGUCGACGGUCUCAGCGCAAUGCAGUGCGCUUGAAUUUAUCAGGGUACACUAAUAGCCGUGACUUGGAAGGUUGCCAAUCGACGAUUUAAUUUGGACCUUGCUUUCAGCCAAGUGUCUGCUUGCGUAGAGCGGCCUGGUGGAUUUAGAGUCAGGCUUUAACGGCUCCUUCUAAAUGGGGCCGCUAUGGCACUCCCACUCAGCUGGUGUGGUGGCAUGCCUAGAUGCAAGUUUAAUCUUGCCAGAAACUUGCGCAUUCUCCAGCUCCUGAUCUUCUUGACCCUGUCAUGACACUGAACCCAGAUGGAGAAGAAGAGGGUGCGGUUGGUGCCGCACAAGUUUACUAUUACUAUAAACGAAUUCACACGCCAGUCAGCGUCCCUGUUCCCAUCCUGUUGCGGAGCAUUUGGUGAACAUCGUAAGAAACGACCGUCAAACAGGUCAGACUAUACGCAUGUUCAGAUCGCGCAUACACGAACAUAAGCUGACGGAGUGAGGAUGUAUCGCAAGUGACUGCCCACACUUUCCAAACAGGUCACGAGUUUAAUUUCGCAGCCAUCAAGAUAAUUGCUCACAACGGAAGCCAGGGAAGCCGAGAAUCGAUCGAGGUCUAGGCCUCGGAUGAGAACUCAGUCUUCUGUUGGAUCGGUCUGGCGCCGGCAUACUGAGUCCUGCGUAGGCACUUCCAGACCUGCAUCACUCGUCAUCGAUUGACUGCUACCCCCUAUAACCGUCGCUUGUGCUGUUGCUGCUAUCAUCUCUGACGGUGGACUCGCGCACGACUUCGAAAACCUCGGAUCAAUAAACAAAUGGCGCCGAUGCUCAGAUAGCCGCCUUCUUACUCAUAUUAUAAUAUCCAACGAGUGGGUUUUGUAAGAGACCUUUAUGGCGAGCAAGACUGUGCUACUUCAUAGGAAUCUUGACGUUUUCACUAUAAAAAACGCCAGGAAACAAUUUAUUGUACGCUGGAGGUCUGCGCGACCGUUGCUGAAUCACGUAUGUUCUAGCGCCCUUCCCACACCUUUCUAAGUCGUCUUUCAGGACAAAAGAAUCCUAAAGUUUCUGGCUUGCGCAUUCAUCUGAUGCUGUGAUGAACACCUUCAGUCAUUAGCGGAUUUUCACGGGCCUCUGGCGCUAACUAAACUGAGGCACCCCGGGAGCUUCAUAGUGAUUGUGGGUCGCUCACAGGCAACCAGAACCAUCACUAGCCAUGAGGUGUACGCGUUGGUGAUUAGGGCGGCUUUUUCGUGACUUCAUUCUUCUCCCGUCAUGCGUAUUCUGAUGGCGGGACUAGAUCGAACGACCUGAGGUGCUGGCAAGGCUAGGCCGCCGACCAUCGCGUACUACACGCGGUCUAUUUCCCCACUCCACAUUUACCCAGUUUCAGUGGAAGAGGGGCCUUGAAUUCCCUACCAGUGUUUCCCAGGUGUCUUGGCUAAUCUGGAGACACAUGGCAGAGAUCUUCGAGAUGACAUUAUUUUCAUUUGUCCUGCCGAUAGGACGGGUGAUCAUUCGAGGUCAGCGUUGGUCCUCAACUGAGGAAUUUUCCCUAUGGCUCUCUCGAAUGUUUUAGACGUGCAUUUGAGGACGUCCCUAAGUGCUUCACCCAGCGUUCCAGAAUCUACCUUCUCACCGGCACUAGGCUGGCAUCGUCUGAGAUGGGCAUUGGCGCAGUCUACUUGCCUUGGGGCCGUAGACUGUUUUGAUGUUCCCGAAGAAGUUAUUCGUUUUACCGCGGUCUGCGUACUCCUAAAUUUAUCCUGCUCCACUGGGAUUCGACACUGGAAAUAUACGUUUUUGCCUACACCGACCCCCCUUGAUGGCAUGGGUUGUGUGCGGCCUAUAGCUUUUCAGGCAGGAGCUUCUGGACCUGCAGUCGGUGACCCUGAUCUCAUAAAAUAUCAGCGGGAAUUCUGAAACGCGGUUUCGAUUAUGAAGGGCUACUUGAGUGGAUCUGCAAUAUUGAUCGUCAUGCGGCAUAUUCAUAUGAUCUUUCAGGCACGACUGGAUGUUGGCUUUCGAAUGCACUCCUUUUCGAUCGCUUGCAAAAACCGCAUAUGAUAAAAAUGACCGCGUAGCUCGUGUGCUUUAUCGUUGAUUUCAGAUACCCUUUUAAAUUCAAAUACUUUUUAUAGACAACGUACACAAAAUAUCCUUUUUGUUCUUAUUUGGUAUUUUGCAGAAAGUCACCUGCUCUUUAAAUAUUAUGCUUAAGAAAGGAGUAUAGUUCGGCUUGAAAAAAGUUUCCAAUGAUGAAAUUUUUCAAGACUGCAAUAUCCAUUCCAGUAGCAUCGCAUCUGUCUGUUUAUUACCGCUCUCCGUUAACUUUGCAACACGGUCCACAUUCGUUGCAAGGGUUUGUGGUAAGAUGUGGGUUGGUAGCCCCACCUGGUGGACACAAUACUGUUGGGUUUGAGGGUUAAGGUUCAGGGUUAGGGGUUAGGGCUUAGGGUUUAGGAUUAGGCGUUAUAGUUAGGGGUUAGGGUAAGGGGUUAGCGCAACCAUUUCUCAACCAUUUAAAGUACAGCAGCGCAUUCCCAAUUGCUUUUCUUUUGCACACAAUUGCUUUCCCUGUGGCCUGUGCGUUCCCCGGCCGCCCCGGCAAAAACCUCUGUGGUAGGGGGCGCUCACCGAUCGUUCUUACGGAACUCACUCGUUCCGUUGCGCCUUACUUGACAUCGUUGCCUGUGCGUUCCUCGGUCCCACCUGUGAAAAUCUCUAUUACCACCUGUCCCGUAUAAGAGGAGACUGGGGUUUGCUUACUUCAGGUGGGGCUACAUAACCAAUCCAAUCCCAAUCGAGGACGCAUUUCAGAAUUUUGGUUAACAUUACUUAAGGCACGUCACUGACUGUAUUUUUCGUCGUCGUUAAACCGGUCUCUCUCUCUCUCUCAAAUAAAAGCAUCAAUAGUAAUAAAAAUGUAAUUCCAAAGAAAAAUAUCAAAAUAGGAGGCAUUCACCGGUGGGAGGGAGGGAGGCGAGCCGUUUAUUAACUGUCCGUCACUCACAAUGACAAUAUUGAUCAUCCGUCUUUAGACUGGUGUUUCCUCUGCAUAACUAACACAAAAGGGUAAUUGGGUCGCGCGUUUCAUGGAACCUGAGGUUUUAGUCUUGUGAGUUUUGGAUCUCAUGCAACUGAGAGUGUCAUAAAGACCACAUUAAGGAGGACCUAUUGUGGCUGCCUCGUCGGUCGGCAGUCUUCCGAGCCCGACUGUUAGAGCAUCGUUGUUGUUUCAACGAGCGUUUGGUUGCUUUUAGCGAGUAGCCAAUUGCUAGAUCCUUUUCUGCUCUUCCAUACUCCGUCUGAGUCAAGCCGGGUGGGGAUGAGAUUGGUAGCGGUAGCUGAGGUGACGUGAAGUCGCCGUCUGACGUCUCUGGGAUGCAGACUGGACGGCUGCCGACCUUCCUGACUGCGACUUUUAAUGCCUCCCGAUAGCCUGCACUCGCCAGGCUUAUUUUAGGGAUAAAUGCGCUUGAGGGGGAAUGCCUCAGGAUGUAACUCAUUCUCCCUUCCUGCCACCAAGCGUCAAUGGCCCGUCCGAUCUCGUCAGCAGACUGUAGAUGAGAUUAAAUGCAACAGCUCUCGCGGCGUGAAUGUCUCCGUCUACUUCGGUCGCGCACGUACCGGUCCCUAACUUCGCGUGACUAAACUUCCAAGAAAAUUGGAAGUUACGCACGUGGGUACAUACAGUGCUUCACCCGCCAGCUAGCAAAUCGCACCUGGCGAUUAGUGCUUGGACAGUGUAUGAUGCUUUGCUGGUCUUCCAUGUGUAUACUCACGUGACCGAAAAGCCCAUGCAUUGCCUGAGUGUACAUGUGGGUUUGCAUGCGAAGUAAACUUCCAUAAAGACGUGAAUUGUGUUGUUUUUCUGAAUAAUGCCUGCACCUAUGGCUGAGUGGGGCUGAGCGAGUUCCUGUCAUCAGAUCUUCUGCGACAGUGAGGGGGACAUGCCCAUGAUUUGAGCGUGACCGUAUUUAUUCGCUUGCUGAAAUUUAGUCGACGUCCGGUGCGUCUGUUUCACCGACUUAAUAUCCUUCCGAGGUAGAUGUGGGUCAUCAGAGUUAACAGAGGUCUCCCCUUUGGGGAAUCUGUCGGUCGCUCCCCCUGGUUUUUCCAAUGAACGUUUUAGAACCCUCUACGACACGGACGAUGAUUGCCAAUAGAAGCAAAGAGACGAGUCCCAGGAAGUAGUCUUGAAGAAGGAGACACGGUCGCCGGGACAAGAGCUUUAUUAACCUGACGUUUCGGAUUCCUACUCGAAUCCAUCAUCAGAGACAAAAAAGCAGAAACGGGUUGUUGUUGCACAAGGGGCUGCGGUAUUUAUAGGAUGCAGUAGCCAUGCUACCGCAUACCUAUGAACAUUCACGGCUCCCCCCUUCAUCCGGGGUCGUCGCACUUGGUCUGAUCAUUGCUUGAUGGCCGACAUUCGAGUCCAUAAUUGCUGCAAUUUCAUCACGUGCGUUGGAUGUUGGCGUGAUGAUUGCUCGACCAUCUGACGCAUCGACCCCGGUGUUGGGAAAAGUGUUCACCUCUGCGCUCCCCGCAUGGCUUGUUACCCCGCCUAGGCGAAGUUUCAGUACGGAGUAUGGAGUGGGAAGAUCGUUGCACUUGUUGAUGGACUGGGGGCCAGUAAACCAUGAUUCCAGUAGCUCCCGGCUCACUCGGUUGUCACCUCUUGCGAGAAUUUCGGCCUCAUCGAAUUUGAAUAUGUGGCCGGAUCUCGUCGAAUGAGCCGCAACUUGAGAGCUGGCGUCAUUUCUGAGCACCGCUGCCGCGUGUUCCGCCAUUCUCGUUCGGAGCUGUCUUCCGGUUUCUUCGACGUAGUUGCUUUUUCCGCAACUGCACCAGAUCCGAUAAACGAUUCCAGACGUUCCCAGCCGUGGCAGUGGGUCUUUCGGUUUCAUGAUCAGACGCCUGAUGGUUGCCUCCGGUCUGUGUGCCAGUCCAAACCCAAGUGGUGCGAGAAGGCGGCCGACAGCUUUCGAAACGUUCUUGACAUACGGAAGUGCCCGCCAAGAUUUGGUGUCCGUGCAGUUGCGGAAAUGAUGUUAGAUCUUCAUAGUUGGAUCCUAGUCUGACAAAACGGUGAAUUUAGUAGAGACGCCAAUGCGUGAUCGUGUCGGAGGACAGUCCAAAGCACUUAGAGUGGGCGCGACUUGAUAUUCUGCAUUCCUCUUCGGGAGCUUCUGGUUCCUACUGCAAUUGCCCAACUGAAGCAUUAGGUACAUAAAAGUGUCCCCUGUCUAAAAAUUCUGGAAAGCGAGAUCUUAUUACCGUUGAUGAUAAUCCGUGGGGUAGGUGACUCCAUCUAACCGACCGCAGCGAUAGGAAUCCGAUCAUAUCGAAUGCAGACAUCACGUACAGGACACUAGUAAAUCGGUGUAUUUGGCGUGCUUAUUACGCUCUCUCCUCGGCCGAUGGCACCCCCUCCGCUGAAGUCAAGGUGGGCACAACCCAUUUUUGAGGCCAAAGACGCUCAUGCAAUGGAAUUACAAGUAAUGUAUGCCGCAAAAUUUUGCGCAAGAGAAAUGGUCUCGUUUUAUACUAACAAUAUCUCCCCACUGGAUACUGUUGAGUCCACUUGAACUCUUGCUGACCUAUAGAAGUAGUUGAAAUUAAAGCGGGCCUAAUUAACGAUAUUAUUCGUCUCAUGACGCAGGUUACUUUCGCGUUAUUUGGUGCGGAUGAAGCAAGAGAGGUAUAUUCGGUGGACGCCGUCGAGAUAAAGGAGGGAAGGCGGAACAAGUUGCUAAAAAUCAGACUGGACAAAGUGUCGACAGUGAAGGUGGGCGAAACACCUCAUCUCCCGAUGCGGUCUUAUUGCCUUGCUAGUUGACAAGUAAGGUAAAGAUAGUUGAGAAGGCCGACAAGUCAACAAGGUAAACACGGCGUUUUACCAAGACAUUUGUGGCAACACCUUCAUUGACGAUAUGAGGCCAGCUUUCGAAGUUAGACGCCCUAUGGGGGCCAUAAUCGAUAGGGCGCCUUCUUGUGUCAACGUACUUGACACAGUUAGAUGUUGGCUUUUGAUGGAAGACCACCUCGGUAAGAUAUGGUUAUGUAGUCCCACCUGAUGGACACAAUAAUGUUAUGGUUGGGGUUAGGGUCAGAGGUUAUGGUUAUGGGGUUAGGGUUAGGGAUUAGAGUUAGGGGUUGGGACAACUAUUUCUCAACCACUCAAAGUACAACCGCGCAUUCCCAAUAGCUUUUCUUUUGCACAAAACUACUUGACCUCGUCGCCUAUGGGCUCCCCGUCCCCGCCUCUAAAAACCCCUAUUACCACCGAUCCUGUAUUUCAAGUGGCUGGGGUUUCUUUACUUCAGGUGGGGCUACAUAACCACAUCCGACCGCCACCUCCACCCUUAUCUACGUCCUACGUAACAACAGCCACUUAAGUGGUGUGUAAUAUUCGAGCAGUUUUUUUCAUAUUUUUUAAAAUACAGAAAUCGUUUUUGAAAUCAAUAGGAAAGUCGUUAAUUUAUUGCAGUCCUAUCGCUGGAAACGUAUUCGUCUGGAAACGGUGCACUGGAAGAAAAAGACGGAUAUUUAAAUUUGCAAAUGCAAAGUUGUCAGAUUUAAGGGCCUGUUGAAAUGCUUGCUUUCCAAUGGUUCUUCUCCAUGGAAAAGUUUGUUGGUCAGUGUUUAGCGAGUCUUGGCUAUUACUGUGCCACAAGUGGUAGCCUGCCUAUCGUCUGCAAGUCCACGCUAGCCAGUCUACUCGGGAUCUCAGGACGUGCCCUCACGAAAGCAUGCUUUCCCCACGAAGUCCGAGAACGGGACGUAUCGAACUAACCUGGCUGUCUUUUCUAACGUGGCAGCCUGCGUCUAGACUAAAGUGUAAGGUGGUGCUGUCCUUUCUCCCCUCACGCACCCAAAUAAUCGGCACAGUUUUAGGACAUGUUGAUUAAAUGCUUUUGUGAUCAUGAUGUACGGCCUCGGCGCAGCGGAAUAUAUUGUUCUUCGCCACUUUCGCUGAGCUAGUGUCCAGAACAGGGAGGAAUCCUCCGCACAAGUCCUCAUCCGCUUUGUGCCUCUACAAGUGGUAACUUGUCGCCUCUCGUCUCAUUUUAUUAUAAACGUUGCCAUCAAUUGCUGUGUCGUUUAAGAUUACCCAACUGAUUGUACUCCAGCUCAGUCCUUUAUAACCUCCCUUUGGACUUAACGGAACCAGUACAUUUCGAGGUGUGCCUUGAGGUGCUUCCAUAUAACUAUUUUCGCUGAACAACGACAAGGGAAGGAGGUUCCAAGACCAUCCUGCCGACUAACGAUUUUGCGUUGACUGCUGCCUGCUAAUUACAAACCUUAAAUUAAUCGCUUGGCAGACUUUUUCAGCUCGUGGCGCACUCACCAGAAAAAACGUUUAUCGAGGCACGUUGACUAAAACAACAAAAUUCCAUUGUACAUGUGGUUUAUUGACCUUGUUGUUCUCUUUAAAAAUUUAAGAGGUUAAGAAAGCAGUCCUUAGAGUACCUCUGCCUUGGUAUAAUUUAGAGGAAAUAUCGCACAUUAACCUGCGAAAAUCGGGAAUUUAAAACUCGUAUACAUUUUGUAUGUUCAAAUGAAAUAUAGUACUAUACGAGUAGGCCGAAAAGUGAGAGAACACGGGCUCCCUUUUGGACAGACUUUUUACUGCAACUUCGUCGCCACGGAUAUUUCAAAUGACUGACGGAUCUCUUGACCCGUUUCACCUGCAUUUCAAAGCACCACCUCUACAUCCCUCACCACCACUGAUAACACUCCAGAUGUCCCGUCAACCACCGCCCCUGCGACCAGCAAUUUAGACUCGACCCCAACCUGUUAUCAUUGCCAUCACACUUUCACCUCACGCAUACAACCGGUCGGUCACCCGAAUCCAUUGUACUGAGACCGGCGCACCAGUGCUAGGAACCCCGACAUACACUCGCUACGUCCGCCUCCACUGUCCGCACUUCCCACUUGCAUUCAAUUAUCGCAUGAGCCUACCCGCCCACAUGCGCAUCCGUGAAAAUCUGUGGUAAAACACCGCCGGUUGAACACCGUCAUCACCACCUCACCACCAUCAACACACACAUCAAACACGAACCCAUCCCUCAUCACCUACCACAAGCACAAAACGACAUCUCUCACACAAGUGGGGAUUCUGCUCUUUCGCCUCUGAUACUGUAACGAAUUCGGGCUCCGAGCGGCCCGCCCCCCUCGCGUGAAAUCCUGCUGUGUUGUGUGGGGGCCAGGUCAUAUGUUUGGCACGCGCAAACGGGCUGUUUUUAUCUCUGCUAGUGAUAUCUCCCAGUCUCAGUAUGAGCUGGUUGACGGGCUCGUACAAUCGGUGGGUACCCGGGAGUGGGAAGAGAGAGAGAGAGUGAGGUCGAUGGUGUCAGCGUAUAAUUUCUCACCAAUAAGCAAUCCGGUGCGCUUGAAUCUAUCACGGUGCGCUAAAAUACCGUGACUUGGAAGGCUACCAACUGACGGGAUAACUCGAUCCUCCUCUCAGGACGGAGAGUUAGACCGCAGUAACUCCCUCUUCAUGUGGCCUUUAUAGAACUCCCACUUAGUUGGGAUCUGAACCAUCCCCCUUUCUUGUUGUGCGGAAUCCCAACCCUAUGUGCGUUUACCAGAAAUGUGGUGACACGUGUAGGUGCGGAUUGACUUCGCGCCAGCCACCUGCUUCCAAUUCCACCUUCGUUCGUCUUGACUUUGUCAUGAUACUGGUUUCGGCUGAAAGAAGAGAAGAAGGCGCUAGAGAUUCAGCCCGAAUUUUCUAUCAUUACAAACUAAUUCAUGUCCUAGUCACUGUCUCUGUUCCCUCCCUGCUGUGGGGCACACGGUGGUUAUUGUCGGUAACGACAUUCAAUCGUCAUUUCACGGCAGAGUUUACCAUCUCCUGUGCCAAUCCCUAACGAGCAGCUUCGCUUUUAUUGAUCCACGCCUUGCCUGCACGAACUAGACUAUCUAAAAGUGGGCUGAUUUGUCUUAGUAUGUAUUUCUCCGUAUUUAAUGCCAUAAAGUUUUGGGUGUAAUUUAACCCCAUUCAUCAUAAGUUCGGCAUAUGAACGGCUUGUUAGAGUUGAAAGAAAUAUCUACUAGGUAAAAACGAGUAGACAUGUUGUUUGUCUUUCGAAUAAGUUCCGUCGUUUUGCUUAGCCAAACACAAACGGGUAGAGAGCCGGCGGUCCAUAACCUAUAGCACAAUUACAGUAGAUGUGCUAACUCAUAAAAUGUUAGCCGAAAUUCGGAAAUGCUCUUUCGACCCGAAGAGAUUAUUAAAGUAGGGUUGUAAUAUUAAGCACCAUGCCGCAUAAUCCUAUGACAAUUCAGUAACUUCAGGACGUCGGCUUUUGAAUGAACUUCUUUCCGGCCGUCUGCGAAAACUAAACUCCGUAAAGAUGACUACUUAAGAAGCACGAAUUUUUCUCAUCGAUUUUCGAUACCCCUAUAAACUCAAUUAUAGUUCGUGGAAAACAUACAUAAAAAUAUUCAUGCAUUUACUCAUUUGGCAGAAACUUACGUCUUCUUAAAAUUUUAUACUUGCAGAAAUGGUAUAAUUCGGUUUUCAAAAACUUUUUUAAUUCCCGAAUCAUAUGGAGUUCAUUAAAUUCAGCUGUGGAUUUGAGCCAUGUUGUAAACUUUACUAGCAACAUUACUUGAUUCAGAGACAAGAUGUUUUAUGAACGUGCAAUUCACGGUCUUAAGAAAUCUCAUAAUCUGACACUUUUUUAAAACCGUAUUAACCAUUUCUUCAAGUAUAACAUUUGAAGACGUGUUUUUCUACCAAAUGAGUAUGUUUUCCAUGAACAAUAAUUGAAUUUACAAGGGUACCGAAGAUCGAUGAGAAAAAUUCGUGCUACUUAAGUAGUCAUCUUUACAGAGCGUAGUUUUCGCAUACGGCCGAAAAGAAGUUCAUUCAAAAGCCGGCAUCCUGAAGUAACUGCAUUAUUAUGGGAUUAUGCUGCAUGGUGAUUAAUAUUACAACCCUACUCAAGUAACCUUUCGAGUCAAAAACGCAUUUCAGAAUUUCUGUUAACAUUUCAUGAGUUAGCACAUCCACUGUAUUUAACAACUCGAAGCUGAUAAAGGGGCUCUGGUUUCAAUACAGCUUCUUAAAAUUGCUUUUAACAAUACAAGCUGAGGCGAAUUUUGAAAGUAAUUAAUCAAAGCCACUGUUAGAAUGUCUGUGCAUUUUGUGGUGACGAGAAGAUCACGAGGCUUAUUAAUCACUAAAACACGGUGGAUGAUUGUACAUCUACUUUUCUUCAGGAUGUUCGCAGAAACCCAAGAAAGACCGGACCCCCUUCUCCCCGUUAGCGCGUGUACAGGUAGCCGUGAUACCAGCCUGGUUGCAGUUUGACUGAUGUUAGUGUGAUUGCUAGCAUAAAUCGUGAAUUGUAAUACGUAAUAUCGGAUUGUUCACCGGCGUUUGCUUGAUCUCUAACCUAUGUGAUGCAGUUGCUCACCGUGACGCUUGAUCCUGCUGCAAUGGGCAUUUCUGACGCUUGACAAAAUAUGCCUAAGUCUGACUGGUUUUUGGAUUCAGACCUCUGCCCUUGAACACGAAAGUGCCGACUUAUGAAAACUUAGAACUGACAAUUAUUCUGGAGUUGGUCUUGCGGACAACUAUUUCCACCCAGCCAUUCAUGUGUGCUGCUGCCUGUUGUUUUAUUUCCGUCAGACAGCACUUUAGUGUAGUGCCGUUUUCACGCUCCGGCGUGACUGCUGUGGUGCCCGACAAUCUGACUUGUAUUUUUGUCUUGCUGUAUUAUCUCCUCUUUGCAUUUGCGACUUAUUGUGCCUCCAACGAGACCAUUAGAGGAAAAGUCCGUUAUGCGCCAUCUUUCGCGUUGAACUGAAUGUCUGGGAAAACGUUUUUUUUGGAGAAAUAGUCAAAAUUCUGCUGCACUGAACUGCUGCCAUGGCGUUGUUAGCGUUAAAUCUCCAAAAAUUCUUAUCAUAAUUUCUGGAAUUUAUUCUCUCCUUUUGAAAGGAUCGUUUGCGGAGCAUGUCGAAGUAGUGUUAACCGUCUGCUCAUGUGAGCGCGUCUAGACAUGAAGGCAACUACUGGUACACAGGCCUUUUAACUGUUGGACAAUCCGUAGAAGCUGACGACUGGUGUGCUGAACUGAUAUAUCCCUAAUUAGUCAUCAAAAGAGACAUUCCUUCUGUACCUCAACUCACUUAAAAACUUCGUUAAGCUGUCUUGUCUUUGGACAGCAAUGUAUGUCUGCCAGCCUUCGCAUUUGCGAGUCAUUUACCAACACCGCCUGUCGUUCAGCUUUGAGAGGGGGGAGAGAACGAGGAGAAUGCACGUUCCCCUAAAAAACCAGCUAGCCAUGAAGAAUUUAGCUAAAAAUUAGUUUGCAGAGAAAUGACUGGAAUGCGUCAACGACUGGGCGCUACUGUCAUGUGUGCCUGUUUCUGCGUAUAAACUACGUAUCACCUCUCACAAGACUGGCAAAUUCCAGACACUGCAUGUAACCCACUUUUGAUCCUCAAGUAUGCUAAAGUCUUCCUACAGGCGGGCACGCCACCCCGUCGGGGUACUUGCAGCUCAUGCGUCGCUGUGCCUCGAGAUAAGUUUCCCCAGUUGUUGUGCCUUUGCGUAAAUGUCAGAAAUACCUUGACGCGUUUGGGAGAGCCUAAGGGGUAUGCAAAUAAACAGAGUCAUCAGUCCUGAUUCGCGGAGUCGAGACUUCUGGUGGAUAGAGUUUUUGCGCAUCACUAAUUUGCCAAAGUUAGAAGGAUGGAAAAUAUUAAUGCCCAACAUAUGUCCGUGCUGCCAGCGAAGCUUCAGGACUCGCACUUCUCCUGGAUGACAUCUUCGCAUCCUUCGAGCUAUUAACAGAAACGUGGUCUUGAAGCAGGGGACACGAUCGCUGGAACAAGGGCUUUAUUAGCCUGACGUUUCGGAUUCCUGCUGGAACCCAUCAUCAGAGACAAAAACAGAUACGGGUGGGUCAUGCAUAAGGGGCAUCACACCACGGGCACCGAUCCCUGAUGAAGGGGGGGGGGCGUGAACAUUCAUAGGUAUGCGGUAGCAUGACAACUGCAUCCCAUAAAGACUGCAGCCCCUUAUGCAUGAACCACCCGUAUCUGCUUUUGUCUCUGAUGAUGGGUUCGCGCAGGAAUCCGAAACGUCAGGCUAAUAAAGCUCUUGUCCCAGCGAUCGCGUCUCCUUCAUCAAGACCGCUUCCUGGAACCGAUCUCUUCACUUCUAUUAAAAACGUGGUUAUUAUGCUGAGUAACACUACCCCCAUCACUCUAGCUCGGAAAUUACGCAGCGUCCUAGAAUUAUAGACUGCAGUGCAACGAGCACUCCAGUUUAUCUGCCCAUGAGCAAUCAUUUGCAGCUUCAACAUCGGAUGGAGCGUUCGAUGUGGUGACUACGACCUGUGUGCCUGACUGCCGUUUACUUUGCUUUGCCGUCUGCCAAGGUUCCCCUCCUGCACUUGUCUCACGAACUCGACGUCUAAGUAGACUAUUCACCCUCAGUGGUUGUUUCUGCCCAAUGGUAACGUCUACAAUAACGUCGCCCCCCCCUGCUCUGACGCCUAUCGUUAAAACUCAUUGUCGGCACGAAAAAACCAAAAGCUGGUCACGAGGUUAGUCGCGGAUAACGACGGGCGACCUGUCGCAUUUUCUCGGUAGAGAAAUUGGAGUUUAGGAUUUUUGCAUGAAGUGAACGGUUUUCCUGAAAAAAGUAUGAAUUUCUUAUAAAACAUCAGUUUUCAAGAGGGUCGAAGUCAUGCCUGUCAGUCUGCCUUACUCAAACAAUGCCCACUGUGUGAAUAACAUUUAGAAAGGAGCUUCCAUAUAUUAAUAUACUUUUUCAUCGUAAAGCUGCUAGAUGUUGAAAUGCACGGUAUUUUCCCAAGGCUACCUUAAAGUUGGCCCAUGGUAGAAAUACUUUUCAUACUUUUCGCAGCCGGCUAUAUUUGUGUCCGUGAGAAUAUGAACGGUCUUGAAGUACCCCUAAUUUGUCCUGUGAUAUUGCCUCUUCUUUCAUGACAUCGAUCAGCGUGUUCGAGUGCGGUGGAUGCAACGCAAGUCACCUGCCUGCCCUCACCUCUUUGUGGAGCGCAGAGUGGACAUCGUCGGUCACGACAGUCGAAGUGUCAAGAGGCGCGUGUGAAAACCUGGUGUGAUGUGCGGGUAGUCGGGCUAUUUAAUACCAUCAAAGACUUGCUCUCCGCAUCAGAUGGUCGAUCAGGCCGGAUAGUGGACUGGAACCUCAGAGAGAGAGAGAGAGAGAGAGAGAGAGCGAGAGAGAGAGAGAGAGCACAUUUCCAGAGCACAUUUCGCACUGCAAACAAUCUAAUGUGUUUUCAAACAAUCUGGGCACGCCAAGAGCCAUGGCUUGUAAGGUUGCCAACUGACGGGAGAGCCUUGUCCUGGAAGGACCGAGAGUCAGGCUACAAUGGCUAUUUUUUCAUGUGACCUCUAUGACACUCUCAAUCAUCUGGGAUCCGGGCCGCCCACCCCUAUACUGGUUUUGUGCAAACUCGAUCCCCAUUUCGCGGACCAGGUCGUGUGUGGCGAGUGUAGACGGAUCGUCUUGUCUUAUCUGCCAUUUGGCCCGACUCCGCCUCUGGUCUUCCUGACCCUGUCUUGACACCGGACUCAUGUGGAUGGCGGAGGUGAGAGAGCAGAAUGCAACGCAAGCACAGCAUCACUAUAAACUGUCUCUGUACCAGUCAUGCUGUGGGAGAUUCGGUGGACAUCAUCGUUAACGACAGUCGAACUGUCGAGAGGCGUCAUUCUGCUGUGUUAUAUGGUUCUUAUUUCUCUUUCCUUAGCCUAUUCUGACGAGUGGCUUUUGCUUUAUUCUAGUCGUGAACCUUCUCCCAAUAUCGUCUCAGGCUUGGAGGAUGCGGAUCUAGAGAAACAAGGUAGGCUUUUAACUGAUUGCCUUAUCUGCUACGUUUUCGACACGGAAGAGUAACAGUGGGAAAUAUUAAGUAGUGUUAGUUUCCCAGCCACACCCAAAGGUACUGCCGCCACGUGGUCCAAGCUAGACGUCGCUGAAGCCUACUUUCAUCGUCUGUAAACUCUGGACGCAAUCUUACUACGGCUUCGCAUCCUGGUGGAUCUUUAAGGCGUAUUCAACUAUCGUUUUAUAACUACUGUGUGCCUAUCAGAAUCAUUUAAAAUCCUUGCCUACUUUUCACUUUUAAUUUACGUCAUUCGGUUUGUUUAAUUUAUACAGCAACUUUUUUACGAGGUUGGAAAUUUUUUGGCUUUGAACUCCUUGUGGAAGUACCGCACACAAGCCACUAUUAUAAUUUAUCCAGUAAUCCUGGACGACGCACACUCUACUUAGCGGUGGAAAGUGCAAGGUCUUAGAUCUAAGCCAUUGCAUGUUCUCGCCAACCACAUCCAUUUCACUACAGCAAAAUGCGUAUCCUGAUCUUCCAUUCUUACGAGUUUUCUGUUGUAGUCAACUUGUUACCACGGAUACCUUUAUCAACCCAGUUACUUUGUUCAUUUAUUGGUUGACUCGCGUUUCGUAUUUGCCUAUGUAAAGAGUUGUUGUUUCUGAAGUUUUGUACAUGACAAUCAGACGUAAUGGCCCCUUCAGUUCCAUAACUGAACUCCUCUACUGCGUAUGUCGUUAAAACCAGCAUCCAAAAUCGUUUGUUUUCGUCCAGAACGUGGGGCUUUGCAUAGACAUUAGAAAAACAUUUUCUAAUUUUUGAUUUCUAAAACCAGAAGGUUGAUCUGAGUAAGUUGCUUAUGCAUAUCCGAUUAUUUAUCAGAAUGUAUAACUGAAAGUUCGUAGUCACUGCGUAACUCGACUUCACGAAUUCGUCAUCCGCUCCGUUACCAGAGUACGGUAGAUGUGCUAACUCAUGAAAUUUUAACCGAAAUCCUGAAAUGCGUCUUCGACUCGAAAAGAUUACUUAAGAAGGGUUGUAAUAUUAAUCAGCCUGCAGCACAAUCCAGUAGUAAUUAAGUAACUCUAGAUACCGACUUUCGAACGAAUUUUUUUCUGGACGCCUGCAAAGACUAUACUCCGUAAAAAACGACUACUUAAAUUGUAUCAAUAUUUCUUAUCGAUUUUCGAUGCCUUUAUAAAUUCAAAUAUAUUUCGUGGAAAACAUGCAUAAAAAUAUUCAUGCUUUUACUCAUUUUGCAGAAAUUCACGUUUUUUUUCAAAUUUUAUACUUGAAAAAAGGGUAUAAUUCGGCUUUAAAAAACGUUUCCUAUUCCCGUAUUAUUUUGAAUCCGAUCUGCCGUUACACUUGCGUUCAGAGUUUCAAAACUGCGAGCUGCAUACCUUCCGUCUACGGAAAGACGUUUCUUCAAAAUCCGACAUCCUGAUGUAACUGAAUUUGCAUGGGAUUAUGCUGCAUGGUGAUUAAUAUUACAAGUCUACUUAAGCAACCUUUUCGAGUCGAAGACGCACUUCAGGAUUUCGAUUAACAUUCCAUGAGUUAGCACAUCUACUGUAACCUUACUCCCAAUCAGUUAAUGCCUUCCUUUUGCGUUUUACUGCUUGCAAGGCCGAAAGUCGGUAGUUUUAUUGCAUAACUUAACCUGUAUCCGACCCGUAGUAACUCAUAUUAGUACUGGGAGACCAACCUGGUCUCAAAAUACACAGAACCAGAUAAUGACUUUGUUUCGACCGUACAUCUUUGACCAUAGAUCAGCAUUACUGCAUCGAUGACCUGAUGAGGACGGUACACCAAGCACUUCUGCCUGCGUUCACUCGAUAGCCAAACGCAGCGCCUUCUAUUUUAUCAGUAGGGAGUUGCAAAUCGGUCGCUGGACGCAGCAAACCCCAGAUCGCUUUGACAAAUUAAGACAAUCGGCUGGCAGAAGGAAGUUUGCCAUCUGGCUAUGACCGCCUCUUGGCGGCAUGCCAUUUUACUAACAAAGCAAACAGUCGCAAGGAAUUUUGGCGUGUGCACUGAACAGUCCAAUACGUCAUUUGCAAUGGCGAGUAUCAUCUGAAAGCUGGAGGGCGAAAAAAGUGACGUUUUGUGCGCAGUCCGGAGUGCGGGUUGGGACGAUUAGACAGUCUUUAUUAGCACAACAACAUACUUGGGUUUCCUCGGAAUCCAGAUGCCGCUGUUGCAAAAAAGCCCGCCAGCUUGCUCUCUCAGGACAUUUCUGCUGUCCACUCAGAGUUUCCCAUACGACGCGCACUUUUUGACCGCGUUCCUGGAAUUCUUUUGCCUGCUUCGGUUCAGGCCUGUGCAGGGGGGGGCAUAACCGAGGGGGCUUUAAUAACUGCCUGGUAGUGCUCUUCUGCGGCAUGACUUUGGGUUACUUGCGCCUUCCCAGACCCCAUAGCCCAUUAUGAGGACGUCAACAAAGCAUGUGAUUUUUUGAUUUUGCUGUCAUGCUGAAGAUAAGGAAGCGGCUUUUCGGAAAUAAACCCGUCCCUGCCACCAAAUAGUCAACUUUGGCAAUUUUUACCAAGGCCAUUUAAAUGGUUACGCUGUAGUAUCGCUUUGGAAGACUUUGCCCCACCUCCCCUAACCUGUGUUGCUUAGCGAACUUCCUAGUUAAUUGGAGGUCAUCUUAACUUGCAACUACUCUAAACGCUCGUAUUUUCUAGACUCGCACGCUCUCAAGCCUGAUCUCUAGGCAUAUGAUAGAGCAAUCUUCCCGUUUACUGGUACGAAGUCUUUAAUAAGUACCAAAUUUCCAAAAAGGGGUGUACUACCGUCAAUUUGUUUUAUACCUCCACUGGAAACUCAGAGUUGGGCACUAACGAUUCCCGGAGAAGCGGCAAAGGCGAAAAUUCCCGUCUCGGUUCUAGUUUAAAACACGAUCUUACUUUGCCAGGGCCUCCCCGUUUCAAAUGAUUACUUCUAGCAACAGGCAGUCUUUUGUGUACUAAAAAACAACCCAGGAGAUUUAUCAGUCAUCAUCUCUAUCCUUUACAGAAGUAUAGAGGGGAAUGAAGACUAUAAGCUGUUUUUAUUACUGUAUAGCAUGGAAACAUGAAAUUCAGCUGCCCUGGGACGGACUAAGACUGCCUCGCUCCUUAAUUCACGCUGAAUGUUCUACCUCUUAAACCUAUCGAGGCAUGUCUAUCAUCAACCUGAAGAAUUGAUAUUCCCUCUUAACGACUUGUGACGCUAGUCUUAUUUCCAGUCUAGUGUGCGAGUUCUAUACUUUCAGCGUUUGGUAGUGGACGUUCUUUCUUUUCGUUGGAUCAAACGCAUAAAGUGCACCACGCAUUAUCUAACUCAAGUAUCUGCCUUUCGCACACAGAGGUUUUUUUCGUUUCACUCUCGACGGCCAAACUGUCGGAACAUUGGUAAAUAUCUUCGUCUCUCGAGUCCUAAAGAGGACCAUCGGCUAUUCGCACGGCCAACAGACACGCAUCUGGUAGUUUUGACAGUAGAGCACCCCAGGCGACUUCGGCAUCCCGUCCAGCCACACCAACUUUCUGCCUGCGUGGGUUUCGAAUUUACCAAGUCUGUUGUAAUAAAUCGUUCUUGUAGCGCUGUCGGACAUCGGAGUGUUCAGGGCAUUUCUCACUCGGUGGAUUGCUAACACCUUAGCAUAUUCGGCUGACUGUAGUUCUGCGCUUGAAAACAGAAGGAAACGACCAUUCUUCGCUGAUAAGGCACGCGUAAAAGGACCCUAUUCCACCACAUAUAUCAGCCACUUUGUCUGUCGUCGCAGAGUCGAUGUUGGCUGAUUUUCGUUGGGUUAAAAGAGUUCUAGCACUUUGCGGUAGAAUAAGGCCACCCCAAGCUUCUGACAGAGUGCACACACCGUCACCAUCAGUCUGCACGAAUAGAUCUGUCAAUGCAUUCCCGCACAACAAACGAACUUCAUGCCAGCCUAGAAUUACGAAAAUAGCUGACUUCCUUCAAGAAUCUCUACGACGUGUUUUCUCGUCACAGUGCAAUUCCUAAAAACAAGCGGGCAUUCUUAACUUGCUUUUUUACCUGACUUCGCAUUAUUAAACUUGCUCGAUGGCAUUCUAUUUCAUUCACACCGACUUGCUGGUUUCUUACAGCGGACACCAAACACCGGUGUCUUUUUCGUGAUCUUGCACGUCUCUGGUUUCUCUGCCCAAUUCUCAUGAUCCUCACUCCUGCGUCGCACCGCCCCAGAGUGCAGAAAACGACCUUCAAUGACGACACGAGGAUCAACACGGCGGAGGAGGAUUGCGCCUCCAAGAGUAGGACUCUUUUACGCAAUAUCGGCGAUGGUCUGGUUCAACUCUUUUCGCGCAAACUCUGGACUAAUUGGGGGUUUCUACUCUUUAUUGCCUGCAAUGGACUGUGUGCUGCCGGUGUUGUCAUUCCGUGGACAUUUAUCUACGACUACAUCUAUCAGAUCUGGCUGGUUGGGGUUCCACCGGACAGUGUCAACUCCCAGGUUGAUGCUCAGUUGGCUUGGUAUCCAUCGUUGAUUGGCCUUGGCUCCUGUUGUGGUAGGUUUUUUAUGCCUCCAAGUCUGCCAUUUCCCUGUCUUUGGGCAGCAUUGAGUAUUUCGGUUGUCUUGCUAUUUUCAGUUAUUUAUCCUGCCGUUGGCGUCCUUUUUUAUUUUGGAAGAAAAAUUCCUAAUGACUGUGAUAGCCAGCACUAUGACAAUGAUCAUGACUACUAUCACCACAGUGAUAGCAGUAGUAAUUUAGCUGUGUGAACUAACUACCUCCCCAAAGCUGGCUGGUUGAAAUUGUUGAGUAAGCAGUUGCCCUUGUGCGUUUCUCAGCUGCCCAAUAGAAACACUUGACAAGUGGCUGCUGGGUCGUCUAGUGUUUACCCCGCCGCAGCUCUCGUUUCCGGUGGGAGAGUUCGAUGUGACGGCUGAUUCUAUUCACACUAACAGGCACAUUUCUUGGCUGUGAGCCUGUUGGUCCUCGAAUUGCCGCUUAGCCAGACCUACUCUACCUUAAAAUGCAGCUGUGCAUCGUUGAUCAUCAGACUGGGUUUUGCUCUUAGCGGAGCCUUUGAUAUCGCAGGUUUUGGGGUGGGUCAAUUCGCUUGCGCCAAAAUUCAACCAAUUCCUGCUUCAUUGAAGACAAAAGUGCAUUUUGAACAGCAGGGAAAGGUGUCAAGGCCAAUGACUGUAAAGCUGCUGGGGUAGAAGGAAGAACCUGGGGACAGAAUUAUGCUUUUAGGCAGAGUACUGCUCCUUCCUGUGCCCGCUGCGUUUAAUAAUACCUCAGAGAUCACUUAAUGCCACGCGUGGGCGUGCAGUAGGUACCUCUCCCUGACAUGGGCUGUAUGGAGGUUGAGUCGUUCAUGCAUUCUUCCGAUAAGAUCGCAGCAGUAAACAUGGGGGGAGGGAAGUAGUGGGAAAAACUAACGCUGUACAGUGAUUUAUAACUGCUCUUAGGACUGCUAGGUCUUCACCCCAGAAGGGAUAGGCCUAAAGUUUAGCAUUUUUGGCUUUUGACUACACAAACUACCUUUGAACCCGUGCUAGUGUGGAGGGAAUUCCUCAUUCUGGGGAGCUUAUACUAGAUGAACUUUGUGCAUGCUGUUGUAGGACGUUUAAUUGUGUCUCUUCCAGAUACUAAGCAGUCACACUAGAGCUGGGACUGUGCUAGUUGCCACAGCGGCACUGAAAGAAAUUAAAAUAAGUCACCAGUUUCCUUUGGCGUGGGGGCGAAGAGGUAAGCUCAGUUGGCAAAACAGGAGGCCUAGUGUGGCGUUCAUGGCUUUGAUCUCCACUUUGGUUACCACCUUUUCCAAUGCGUCACUUGCAUUAUUGCACAAGCCCUCAUAACUCCAUGUCGUGAGCUGUCCCACCUGCCCAACGCCCCCUUUGGCUCCAUACACCUACAGGGAUUGUUUCUAACCAAUAGUAACCUUAACAAGAACAGCCCAACUGUCAGACACCACCCGUUACACUCACCCAUCGCCCAAACCUCACACAGCCUAGCGACGAUUAUCAUCAUCGAGAACAAUGAGCCGACUAUAGUGUGGAGAAACGUGCGCGUGUUAGCUUAUCCAUAACUGUACCUACCCUGGUGCUGGGCACCUUGGUCUGAAGACGCUAACGUCCACAACGGACUCUACUGUAGAUGUGCUGGACCAAAACAGGGGCCAUGCUGGGCCAUGGCCAGUGUUUAUCGGGAAGUGUGAGUCGGAUAAUGGGGAAAUCUAUCCCCAGGACACUUUUUGAUCUCUCCCUUUUUACCCGAGGAGCAUGGAUACUCGUUGCUGACUAGGCUUAUCUCAAAUGUAAAGUUCGAUUGUUCGGGUUAACAUGUUUCAUUACGUGGACAUUGCUACUGGAAUAAAUUUAGUACCUGCGUGAACGUCUUUGCUGUAUAGUACAGCCUUUAUCAACACCUACUGAUCAGCGCAUAGAUCCUUCAACAUUGGGGGCAACAACUUUAUUAAAGCUGAUGCUAGUCAGGAUCAGAAGACGAAGAUGCGAACAAGAAAUUUAUUAGUUUGACGCUUCGGAUUCUCACUCGAAUGCAUCAUCAGAGACAUUAGCAGAUAAAGAUCAGGAUGAAAUUAACAGCACUGAACAUGACCCACUUUAGUUAGUUAAACGUUUAUUCUAUCUCUAGGCCUGUUCUACUCAAAGUCUUCCCCUAAAGAUACUUGGAGAUCUAUAGGGGGGCUAUGUUGGUUUUUUGACAUGUUUGUUUCAACUUCGCUAUUUGAAGUGGAAUGUUGCCUUUUUGUGCUUGUUUCGGGUCAACGAAUUUUUCUUGGUCAAAUCUCAUGCCGGAAACCGGAUCAUAUCGCUUAAAUACAGCCAAGUGCAGUUACAAGUGUUUUAGCAAAUGCACAAUUUGCACCAUAGGUCGUUUGGAAUAUUAUCCGUGGGACCAACGGAGAGUACUAUAGCAUUAAUUAGUCCUUCCAACGACCUCUUCUACUUCGAUUGUUACAAGUUAGAUUUCACGUCUUGUGGCGCGGCACAUCGUAGGGGACCGAAACCCGCCAUAACCGACGAUCGCCCGAUUGCGUUCGAUCUUUGUAUGGCGAAUGGCGUGCUUUUCUACCCGGCGCUGUAGUUUAUUCGGGAGAGGGGGGCGCCUUCUAUUAAACUUCCUUCCCUAAAUGUGCCUUGAAAGAGCAACGAGACUCUGCUCUUGAGCGGUGACUAGUCACCGCGGGCGUCAGACGUAGACAAUUCGAUCUACAGUAGGUAGGCUAACUCAUGAAAUGCCAACCAAAAGUGCGUUUUUGUUUCGAAAAGAUUAAUUAAGUAGGGUUGUAAAACUAAUCAGUCUGCAGUAUAAUUCCAUAAUAAUUCAGUUACCUCAGAAUGGUGGUUUUCCAACGAACUUCCUUUUGGCCGCAUACAAAAACUAUACUCUGUAAAAAAUGAUUAGUUAAGUAGCAUUCAUUUUGCUCAUUGAUUUUCAAUACCCUUAAAUACUCAAUUAUAUUUCAUGCAAAUCAUGAAUAAAAACAUUAAUUUCUUUACCUACUCGGUGGAAAAUUACGUAUUCUUUCAAUUUAAUGCUCGAAAGAAGGAUAUAAUUCGGUUUUAAAAAGUUUCUAAUUGUGAGAUUUUCUUAAUUCCGUGAAAUGGCCGUUCAUAAAACGUCAUGUCUCUGCAUUUACCAAUGUGGCUUGUAAAGUCAACAUUAUGACUCAAAUCCACUGUUAGAUUUUGUGAACCCUAUAUGGUCUCCUCCUAAUACCGUAGAGAAGUGUAUGGUUUUCCGUACGCGGAAAAUACACGGCCAGUAGUUUGCAAACCCUUAAUGCAAGUGUAACGACAGGUCGGUAUUCAAAAUUAUUCUGGAAUUGGGAAAGUUUUUAAAACCGAAUAAUACCCUUCGGAUAUCAAAUUGAAAGAAGACGCAAUUUUACUACCGAAUAAGCAAGAAAAUGAAUAUUUUGUACAUUUUUUUCCACGAAAUAUAGUUGAAUUCUUAAGGGCAUCAAAAAUCAAUGAUAAAAACGCAUCCUACUUAAGUAGCAUUUUUUUCAGAUGCAGCCGGAAAGUUCGUUCGAAAGCUGACAUCUUAAGGUAGCUGAAUUAUUAUAGAACUAUGAUGCUCGAUGAUUAGUUCUACAACACUACUUAAUUAUUCUCUUCGAGACAAAAACGCAUUUCGGAAUUUCGGUCCGGUCUUCGCGUACCACAACACGACCAGUUCCCCUUUGCUAGGGAAGCCGGACUUCACACGCAACCUCGCUGCAUAAAGGCGGGGCUUUCCACUCAUCUCUAACAUGUUUUUUUAUCCCCAGUUGAAUUUAUUGCCGGGCGGGGGGUGUGGCGACUGCGCUCAGUACAUCUUUCCGGAGCCACAUAGUAGAGCUGGGCGCCAGGUGGGAGCCGACUGGAAUGCCAACCUCGUACAGUCGAACAGGCGGUUUGACCGUAAAUCUAUCCGAAAUGACCACUCUUUCGUGGACACCGCCAUUGGCACAUACGAUUCCAGACACUCAUGGCUCCUGCGGGCAACUUUGCCCAUGCUCAACUGGCCCGUAGGUUCUUUUGGCGUUUAGCCACUGUUGGCGUAGUACAUCCAUUAAGAGUGCACUUUAGACAGGCCCACAACUGUUAAAACCUCACUGCUUAACCUCGAGUGCACUUUAAGCCACACAUACGGCUCCGUAGUGGUUGCAAUAUGACGGAGACUCUGGACGCGUAUUUCGGAACACUGUGCUUCAUCAUGUUUUGGACGAUGAGCUACUUUCCAUCUUUAUGUGAUAGUCUGCGCAGGGUUUGUUCACAUUGCGACUAGGAAUGCAGGUGAGUUAUCAACCACUUGAGGGUCAUUCGUGCCACUUUUAUACGCGGGUGUCGACAUAAUCACACGUACCUAAGAAAGUGCAGACAGUGAAUACUGACAAAGACAAGGGAGACUGGGAUGGCCACUUCUGCCUUAUUAACCGCCGUCUGUCAGUCUCAUGUUGGCGUGACCUCAGUCGCGAACCCGCGUCAUCGAGCGCUUUUAAAUCCAAUGCACUGCUAUGGAGUCGCAGGCCCGUUUUCCUAUUGGUCGCUACCAGAAAUAUUAACCAUCUUGAACAGGUUAAUGAUACUACCACUUACAGCCUCGGGUGCGCGUGGAACUAGUAGGGCAAACUUGUGAAUGAAUGCUCAUCGAGGCUAAAAGGACGUUUAUUGUAAGGCACUUCCUCGGUUACCAAAAUAUAAAUUUUGAGAGUUUAGAAUACUCUAAAUAAUGGGAAAUCUAGGGUAUUUGUUUUGAUUACUGACCCGUUGCAUCCGGACCGCCUAGUCUGUCAGUACGUUAGUAUGACUGAAAUGAUUGUUUAAUUGUUUAAUUUUUUUCAAAGUUACUCUAUGGUCUCCACGCGAUUCUCCCAAAACCUGCCCCGAAUGCAGCUCAGACCUUUUUAUUUAUUUUACUAUCGCUUUUGAGCUUUAUCAUACCUUUGCACGAGAAUAACCAUGAACGUCCUUACUUUAUCUCUUUACCAAAAUCAGAACUACUGAAUCACGCAGUCCUAAAUUUCCACGUGCCUGUUUCCUACGUUUGGAGCUUAAGGUUUUUCAAAGCGCAAUGCGACUAUGAAAAUUGAAUUUGCAUGUUAGAUGGUGCCCUUUCCUUCUCAUUUUAAAAUGAUUAUUCUUGAUGAACAAACAUACAGUAGAUGUGCUAACUCAUGAAAUGUCAACCAAAAUUUCGAAAUGUGUUUUCGUUUCGAAAAGAUAAAUUAAGUAGUGUUGUAAAACUAAUCAUGAUGCAGCAUACAUCUAUAAUGAUCCCGUUACCUCAGAGUGUCGACUUUCGAGAGAACUUAUUAUCGGCUGCAUGAAAGAUCUAUACUCUGCAAAAAAUGACUACUUAAGUAAUAUGCGAUUUUCUCAUUGAUUUUCGAUGCCCUUGAAAAUUCAAUUAUAUUUCAUGGAAAACAUGCAUAAAAAUAUUCAUUCUUUUACUUAUUCGGUAGAAAAUCACGUCUUCUUCCAAUCUCAUACUCAAAAGAAGAGUAUAAUUCGGUUUUAAAAAACUUUUCUAAAUCCCGAAUAAUUUUGAACCCGACCUGCGGUUACUCUUCCAUUCAGGGUUUCAAAACUACAAGCUGUAUAUUUUCCGUGUACGGAAAACCAUGCAUUUCUCUACGGUGCUAAGAGGAGACCAUGUGAGGUUCAUAAAAUUAAGCAGUGGAUUUGAGCAAUAUUGUUAACUUCACAAGCCACAUUCGUAAAUGCAUAUACAUGACGUUUCAUGAACGGCCAUAUAACGGUAUUAAAAAAUCUUACAAUUAGAAACUUUUUUAAAACCGAAUUAUACUCCUCUUUUGAGUAUAAAAUUGGAAGAAGACGGGAUCUUCUACCGAAUAAGUAAAAGAAUGAAUAUUUUUAUGCAGGUUUUCCAUGAAAUAUAAUUGAAUUUUCAAGGGCAUCGAAAAGCAAUGAGAAAAUUGCAUACUCCGUAAGUAGUCAUUUUUUGCAGAGUAUAGAUCUUUCAUGCAGCCGAAAAUAAAUUCUUUCGAAAGCCGACACCCUGAGGUAACUGGAUCAUUAAAGAUGUAUGCUGCAUCAUGAUUAGUUUUACAACGCUACUUAAUUUAUCUUUUCGAAACGAAAACACAUUUCGAAAUUUUGGUUGACAUUUCAUGAGGUAGCACAUUUACUGUACUUACCCAUACCCUGCUGAUGGCCAUCUCUCUCGUUUACAUGCACCGAACCUUUCGUCCUUAGAGUUGAUUGCUAUUUAUCUCCACGGUAGUUGUACGAUAGCUGAAGAACGUGGCAGCAUUGUUACAGUGGGAAGCAAUCACUAAAUCCGCGCUACAUGGAGAUCGCUUCUUCUCUCUCUUCUCCUAUCCUGUGCUGAUAGCGGAAUGCAGUCAAACUGACGGCAACCGUGGUGCAUAAAGCCUCCACACAACACGUGUCAUGCACCUGUUUUGCCUGGUUAAGUUCCAACACUAAGACGGAGAAAAUUUUUUCGACCCGCUUCACCCUUAACCCCCAACAAAAACAGUAGAUCGGGCCGAACAUAUUCCUCCUUGCGCGACAGGGAUGAGGAACCAUCACUUAUUUCUUGCAACUGAUAGAAUUUGCGAGAUAACUCAAUAGUGGAGCACACCGAAAUAGGAAUGGAUGUCGACAGGUCAUUUCGGACUAAUGACGAACAUUUUUUACCUACCUUAACUCUCUGCUUUUCAUAGUUUCCGUUAAGAACUUGUUAUUCAUAGCAGAAAUCUUCGAUAGUGGCGCAUUAAUGCAUGAAGGGCCGGUUUCUGGCAAACGUACAGUAGGUGGGCUAACUCAUGAAAUGCCAACAGAAAUUACGAACUGCGCUUUCGUUUCGAAAAGAUUAAUUAAAUAGGGGUGUAAAACUAAUCAUCGUGCAGCAUAAUUUUAUGAUGAUCCAGUUACCUCAGGGGGUCCGCUUUCGAAUGAACUUCUUUCCGACUACAUGCAGUAACUAUACCGUGCACAAAAUGACUAAUUAAGUAGCAUGAAUUUUUCGAAUUUCUUUUCGAUGGCCUUAAAAAUUCAAUUAUAUGUGUUAUGUAUAUUAUAUAUAUAUAUAUUAUAUUUCAUGGAAAACAUGUAUGACAUAUUAAUUCAUUUACUUAUUCGCUAGAAAAUCACAUCCUCUUUCGAUUUUAUACCCGAAUUUUAAAUCCGACCUGUUGUUACACUUGCACUCAGGGUUUACAAACUGCGAACCGUAUAUUUUUCGCAUACGGAAAACCAUACACUUUUCUACGGUAUUAAGAGGAGACCAUAUAGGGUUCACAAAAUCUAGCAGUGGAUUCGAGCCAUAAUGUUGACUUUACAAGCCACAUUGGUAAAUGCAAAGACAUGACGUUUUAUGAACGGCCAUUUCACGGAAUGAAAAAAAUCUCACAAUUAGAAACUUUUUUAAACCGAAUUAUAUCCUUCUUUCGUGUAUGGGUACUAGAUAAGCUAUACCACUACAAGAGAAAAGGGUUUAGAAAGUUCGAUAGUGCAAAAGGAGCGUGCCGGGGGUAGCUCAUGGCAAAAACAAUUUGGAGCAGAGGUAAUCGUUGGUUUCCUACACGAAGCACGCAAAAGUUUCGUUCGUUGGAAACGCAGUCAGUCGUUUCUGCCUGGUAUCUGAGUGUGAAAAAUGCACGGUGUCGCCUUCCCUGAAGAAAAUUGCACAACUCCUUGUCUCCAUGACUAAACCCUCUGGCCCUCAUAAAAUGCUGAAGUAGAUGGGCCACGCUGCACCUGCAAGCAGUGUGUCUAGGCUUGCGAAUAUCUGCCAUAAUUGUUAUUAUUAAUAACCAUAAUGAGUACGUUUUAUCCAAAGCACUUAAUUCUCUCAAGUGCCGUGUUUUAACCACGCACAUAAUUUGUUUCGCGAUGCCCGUUAAAGGUGAACUUAUAAAAACCUUUUUUAGUCCAGCCCAGUUUGUUUGAGGGCAAUGUAGGCGUGCACUUUGUGUAUCUCUAUUCUUUACACGCAGCAGAAGUAUGUCAAGUAUUUGACAAAAAAGGUAACAUCAAAGAACUACGAAGGUAAUAUCAAAGACUGCACAGUUAGACAAAGUAUUUCAUGCGUUAGCAGCGUUGUAAGACCUUUACACACGUCUAUAUGUGAUGAGGAAGGGCGACUAUUAUUACAGCCAUCAUUGACUCGUUUUACCAAAGUAUCUAGCUCCCUCAAGUAGUGAGUUUUAACCACGCACAUAAUUAGUUGCGCGCUGACUGUAAAAUGAACUUUUAGAGUUUAGAUUCAUCUUACAAGAGCCUGGUCACAACCUAAGUAACGCGAUUAGCAUUGGUGACUAGCCAUACAUCACCUACACUUCUCACGUAAGCAGAAGGUGUACUUUUCAACCCGUUUCUCGUGUGGCUCCUUAGUCGCAUUUGAGAUCCGGGCCUUCCAUCCCUUUGUGCGUGAAAUCCUAGUGUGUGCAUUUGGGGGUCAGUUCAGGCAUGUUUCUCACGGAGACGGGUUAUAUAGGUCUGUCAGCUACUCCGGUCACUUCCGGCGUCAGAUAUCCGACCGGUUCGGACAAAUGACUGGUGCUUAGAAGUGGGACAACUUGGACAUCGCAGUCAGUCCAAUGUGGGUUUGUGUGGGGUAGCAGACUGGUGGACUUAGAGUAAGGCUGCAAUGUCUUCUUAAUGUGGCCUCUACGGCACUCCCACCUAGCGGGAUGCGAGCUGGUUGUGGCGGCAGGCAUAGGAGCGACUUCGGCUGCGCCAACCGCCUGCGUCCCCAUCCCAAGACCGGUCUUAGUGACUUGGUCAUGAUACCGGCCGCAGGUGGAGGAUGAGAAGAAAGUGUGAUAGAUGCUACGCAAGUCACCGUCCCUGAUCUCACUCCGCUGUGGAGUACACGGUGGACAUCGUCGAAAUCGACAGUCGAGUUGCCAAAGUAACUUUUAUAGAAGUCGCGGGAUUUUCUAUAGAAAGAAGUUGUGUGGCGCCCCUCUGUCCCCCAGAUGAAGAGUUACUGUCUUUUUCACUUUCUGCGGACAGUGUUUUCCAGUUCUAUCUCACUUAUCCUACCCUCUGCCUGAAAUCGGGAACUUUAAGUAUGUGGGAAUUCUCCUAAGAAACUCCAGUAAUUCAGUCAUGCGGCUAAACACUACCCUUUUCCCCCUGGACUUACAAGGCCGGUGCUCCCUUCAUCCACAUAUUUCACACUGAGUCGCACUUCAAUUUAUACUCCCAAUGGUGAUAGAUGUUCGGAAACGAUUGUUUACUGAAUAUGACUUAUUUCGUGCCAUCUUAACAUUCCCUUUAAAAGUGUUUCGAAGUUUGCUAAAACGCCUCCAUGUCUUGGCGAAACUCAUAAACACGAAAAUGCCAUGCUAAGAGGUCAUUUUCAAACAGCUGUUACUUGGGUUCCCCUCGCUGUGGUCAUAAGAUGCAGCCUCCAAUAAUCCCAAUGGGAGGGCCGCACUCUAACCUGCCUGUCCGCCAGCAGUCCGCGACACCGUUCACUGUGAGGCAAAGAAUCUGAUUAGAACCAUGGUCUGUGAGCCCAGUCACGCUUCCAAGUCCUCGCCCCUCCCACGACACUUUACUCGUUUCUGGUCCGUGUCGCGCGAUGCUAUGUACCACUCAUGGCCAAAGGAAAUGCUUGCGCGGAAAGAAUAUACAAAUUCGGGUGUUUUUCUUGAAUUCUCGCCAAUCGUCAGCGCGCAUUAGUUUUUUGUUACUUUUUUUAAAAAUGUUCUAGCCCGUUCUGUAUAGAGCAAGCCGGACCAAUCGUUUCAUUAUUUCACGCAACGAUACGGGCGAACUCUUAACUAAGUUAUUUACUAUCUGUAAUCCUCUUGCACUACUGCGAUUCCGACAUUGAAUCUAAUGAAUCAAAAGUCACGAAGGUCCAGCCUUCUUUGAGAAGUUUUAAGCGAUAAGGACACAUGCACCAGAAUGGCCAUUUCCGGGUUAUUUGUCGUCAUCAGCCAGUGGCAUAGCAUUUUCAAUCUGUAUGCCCACGAUUCGAAGCCACAGUCAAUUGUUCAUCGUUCGAUGCUGUCAUCGACGGUUCACCUGUCGAUUUCGGUGAUAUCUACCGUGUGCUCCACAAGAGGCUGAGAACGGGGACGGUAACAUGCGUGUGAACUAGUUUACAAUAACAAUUGGCCAGUGCAGCGUCUACCGCACUCUCUCCUACUUCACCUGGGCCCGGUGUCAUGGCCAAGUCAAGAAGACCGGAAGUGGGAGAAGCCGCAGGUGGCUACCACGGCGAACCCAGGCGUAUCACCACAUCCCCUUAUCCACAAAUUACACUUGAUCAGCUCGGCUCUGAUCCCAAUUGGCGCGACAUGCACCUGCACAUGGGCGUGCCACAGCACCCCGAAUUUUGACAUUUUCAAUGAGUGCAAAUUUCCGAUGAUGCCUGCCAGAAUUCGAUGCAGCUCCCGUGUUGUUCCAACGCAUCAACCGCAUGGUCCGCUUUAAGGGCACAUCGAGCCUCUCACCAGUGCAGUAACGGCCUUGCGUCGUGUCGGCUAAGCUGGAGAGAGUUUCCAGUCACAUGGGAGUGGGGUGCACCUUUCUGCCGUUACCGCGGAACGGAAGUGAGCUCUUCCACUUUGCCUGAUUUUCGACCAGAUUUGGAAGAGGCAUGUUUUUCUGUUACAUUAACCAUUCUUCAGCAUAAAUACACACAUCUUUCAUUAAAUGGUACUCAGAAAGUUGGGCGCUCCCCCCAAAAUACUGAGUAAAUUCAAGAUCCAUCAAGUACCGUGCCGCCUUAGGCAGCCGUACUGGCGUACACGCAGGCUGGCCCGAAAAUGUGGCCUGACGUAAUCCAGUGCCACGGCUAGAUAUGUACGAUUAGGACACAAUAAAUUUCAAGUUUGAUCUUUUGUGCGCAAUUCCUGGCCAUAAAAGGUAUUUUUUUCAUUGCUUCUAUAGUGAACUCUAAGAACCGCGGUUUUCCAACUGGGUUUUUGGGGCACCCGUCAAAGCCCCCCACCCCACUACGCGUUUCUGUGUCCGUUUGCCCGAGGGCUAUUUUUGAGUUCGUCGUAGGCGUUUCUGCGCGGAACAUUUGCCCCAUGAGACUAUCCGCAGUCGCAUGUUUGCCGGCAUUAAACGUAUGGCCCUCGGCGAUAUCGAUAUCAAUACACAUUUAGAAGCUAACGCUCGUUACCUUUCAUCUUCGGGUUCUGAGAAUCUGCUCCUUCUUCCGCCUCAUGUGAUAGAACGCGUCUACUGCGCAGCAGUUAGAGCCACAUUUACAGCAUACUAUGCAUGCGAUGCCACAACCACCGCCCAUCUUGCGCAUUUACGAGUGCGGGGGCGUAGCAUACUGGACCGCUGAAACGGGUCUCAGCAGCAUGCAAGGUUUUGGACAGAACUGGUCGACGACAGAAGGCAACUGCGCCCGACUCAGGCAAAGACUUUUAAACCCUUUUUACCUUGUCUCAUAAGCUGGCGUCUGGUGAACACAAUCCUUGUUUCAGUGAUCAAAUCUCCUUUAGCGUUGUUUCUUGGGACUCGCUUUUUCGCCUGUAUCAGCACUUUUUGCGUUGUCAUAGUUAAAACCACGGUUUUCCCGACGGUGUAAUAGCGACUAGCAUUGCGUACGGUACUGGGAAAAUUGUGUGACUUCUGGCUCCCGAGGAACCAAAAAAGUUAGAAGUUAAGUGAGUUUGUAAACGUGGGCCAUCUGACAGGUGAGAUUAAAUCCAGGUCUACGCACAGAGCCCAACCUACCGGCAUCGGCACUUGGUUGAAAGGCACUUAGGCAUCUAAGGGUUCGUAUAGGCAUUAGUCACCGUAAAGACCGUAUUAAGAAGGAGCCAUUGCAUACUACUCCUUGACCUAGAGGAAAACCGAAUAAUCCCGUCAUGUACAACCCCCCUGCCACGACAUUUAACUUAUUCUAAUGCUAUUAAAGCUUGACAGUUUUUGUAGAGACCAAUACGCGUGUGAUCCGCUCUUGUUUGACCUAAUUUUCUUCGUUCUCCCGUCAUAUGCCAGUGGCAUGUUCAAGUCAGGCCAACUAGAGAUGGGGUCGGGCUUGCUUGCUGACAUGUCCUAGGGCCUCCAUCUAAGGCGUCCCACACGCCUACUUUACUCUAUUUCAAUUCAACGCAACGAAAUUGCCCUUCAUUACUUUCAACUGGUCGGAUUGGUUAUCCUCCUUUCGUCCUUCCCCCGCCCCUUCCUCCUCCUCCUCUCCCUCUUUCCGUUUCAUUCCACUUUUUUCGAUUUUUCUUCCUCUCGGUGCCAUCUAACCCCGCCAACCCAUAGAGCUAAGCCUGGUUGCAUUCACUUACCUGCUCUUGUUUAUAUCCGCUCGGGAUGGAUUGUACAUCUAAAAGUUCGCCUGAUAAGCGACCUGGUUAAGCGACCUCCGAGUUCAUUCUGUUUGCACAGGGCCAGUAACUAGUGCACAUUGAGCAAAACCAAAAAUUCCACAGAAAGAAGGCGCCCAAAGUUUACGCCACUGGGAUCCCGUUUCUGUGCACACUGACCUGUAAUUGCUUGGCUUACCUUGCCUUUUCACACGAACUUAACAGGCCUAUUGUCUUUUUAUAUGCUACUUCAACCUCUAUAACCAAAAGUCUUACAGCUAAAGGUAUGCUGGAUGAAAUCAUUUAAUAAACCAAUCAUGACGAGAUCCCGUAAAAUUAGGUUCAUUUGCACCAGAGCGUUAACCAUCUAAAUUUAUGCGCAGAAAAAGCCUCGAUUCCGCCUUCUAAAAUCUUAAGCUGUAUCCUGAAGUGUGCACAAUACGUUGUUUUCUUUUUUCAAAGUACACCAAGCAUCUUGAUAGUUUGCCUUUAGUUUAGUGCACAUAAUGUUGUUUGGACGAAUGCAUACAUCCGUCCUGCUCUCUCCUCUCCUAAGAAGACGAAGUAAUCACUGCGUGCAUUUGCUGUUUAGGGAGGCCUUGAUCGCGCAUACCGUUGCUUCGGACUUUUCUCUUCUCCGACUAAAUGCAUUUCUGAGAUUUGGACAUUUUUGUUCUUGUUGCUUAGUCAACCACCCGUCUGUUUAUUACGCCUGCCCAUACGCUGCUAACACACAUCUCCUAGAUACCAUGUACUUUUUUAAACCACUCGAAAAAGACAUUGUUUUCGUUGUUCAAGGCCCUUUUCGAAUCCGCCUGUCACCUUCGCGAUGGGCGAACCGCUGACGGGUUUGCCAAUGCCGUGUCCUUUUAAAUAGCCACCUUCGGAGAAUCCUGUACAAUUUGCAUUGUUACCGUGGGCUUACCUCCAUUUUUUUCCAGAAAACACCCGUUGUGAUCACGCUUAAAGUUACUAAAGCACAGACGUUUUGCGAUGUUUUCUUCUCGCUGUCUGGUAAACAUCACGCGAUAUUUUUUGGUCACCAUCUGCGUUUUAUAGGGCAGGAAACUUUUUGUUGAAUCUUCCUCACUUUAUUUACUCUGGUCCUCAUCACAUCCGUCCUGCCUGCAGAUGGAGUCGAUAUGCUGUCAGAAAACCUCUUUUUCCUAUCUGUUCGUUCGGAAGUCACAGAGACUUGUACUGCGAGGAGUUCUAAGUAAGUGUCGGAAUCUCCAGUGUUUGUGUUGUAAACGUAAACUUAACUCACAUGUGACAGUCUAGUCGAACCACACAGAACCACCAUAUGGUCUGGUAUAAAUAGACCACGGAAGGCGCUUGACGAUCAAAGUUCCUAUGGUACAGAACCGUUGCCGAGUAAGCCAGCAGGCUCCGCGAAUAGUUAUUUUUGGCGCAUUCGUCGUCAACAAGCAUUUUGGACUCCCGUCGAGACACCCGACAUUUGAAUCGGAGGCUGUGUUAGUUAUCGAGCGUUUUGCAACUCGAGUUCCGUGCCAGAAAUGGCUACUUCACUCCAUCUUUGAAAUGCCGGCAAUCCUUCUCUUUCAGCGCUUGCUCGUCGCUGCACGGUAGUCGCCUAGAGUUCUAGACCCGAAGAAACAGAAAUGCCCGUUCCCACCUAACAGUAAUCGUGAUUCAGUGAUAGCCACUCUAGUACGCCUUUAAGUUCCUGUUGUCGACUGUCUGACCUGUAUACAUGAUGGCAGCAUUCUUAUGCAUCAAAGGAAGACAGUCGGCUUUACAACUAGCAGAUUCUGAACGGAAGAGUAUCUGUUUACGCUGGCCAAUACUAACUAACAACCGGGCCUGAUUCGCAGUUUCGAGUGCAGUUUGGACAAGUGACAGUCAUCGUUCAAGUACGCGUUGAAAGUUAUGUUAGCUUUAAUGGGCUCGUCGAUAUUGUUUACUUGAACGGCAGUCUUCACUCCAAUUUCCAUACGGUAAGUUUGGUUGUUUUUUUACAAGGUCCCUCGAAUAUUUACUCAUCGUAAUAGGCCGUAUGUUAUAGACUAUCUCGUUUUCCUAUGGUAAGUUGUCGCAAUUUGAGAUAAGAUUAUUCUCGAGUACCAAAACGGCGGAUGUGUUCCAUGGAUUUGCAACAUGUUCCGUUCACAGUCUUUAAGCACUGCAAAUUUCUUCAAAAGUGUGCUUUUAAAAGCAGUUUUCCGAACUAAGACCUUCGAACUUAGAACAAAAUGCUCAGCGGAUACUAAUAGCUGCCUCACGAUGACCGAAUCAAUUUUCUGCUUCAGCAAUGUCUGAUAGUAAGAAUCCACUUUCAGAAAUUAGUUUUUUGAUAAUAUGGUUAGAUCUUUUUAAAACGACUCUGUUCCCUAUGAGCUUCAUCGCGCAAAUUGAAUUUGUGAAUAUCAUUUGCAAGAAACCCUACGUACGUCAUGUAUUAUUGAUCAAAAUGCUGGUAACACCCCUCCCCCUGCUCACUGCACGCCAAAAAUAUUGCCUAGAUAUCGUACGUGCCUCUACAGUACUAAUUGAUGUUAUUUUUAGACAUUCUAACAGGUCCUGCCAACAUGCAUCUCUACUCAAUUACACAUGGCCGUUAAGUGCGCAUGUGUAGUCUAAUUGCAGGAGAGAAUGCGGAUGUUCCGUUUUGCUCUGAUUGAUUUCUUAUCACUUUGCGAUCGCUCACGAGUGCUUUUGUUCAGGCUCGCGAGGUCUAAUGGACUGCCGGAAGGCACAAAUCGGUGUUCGCUAUUCUUGUGGAACUCAAAAUAUCGACGCAAUGGGACGUGAACUCGUAAUUCGAGUGUUAGAACGUCGGUUCAAUCACAAACCAAGUCUUCGUUCAAACCCCCUGUCUGCCCCAGCCAGCGGAGUAGUCAAAAAUGUUCAUUCCAAUCUCCAUCCUAGGUGUUCAUAAAGUUACCAGACUGUUUUAGGACAUAACAUAGCGAAUCAGUCUAUGCAUUUACCGGCAGGUUUACUGUUGCAGUGGGUAAGUCACAUUGUGGAGGCUUAUUCCGUAGAUGGCUACGAUUUGCAUACUCCGUUCUUAGUGUUAGCGAAGUCGAUUAUAGAUAGACGGGAAGGAGAGUCUACGGUUCGAUCGAUUUUAGUUGUUUUCUGCUGACGAGAACCAUUUAGUGCGGGCAUCCUCUGCAAUUAAAUAAGUUCUGCCCUUCUCGGCUUUAUUUUCGUGUGUUUAUUUGACAGCACGCGUUCUGUUCACAUUUACCCUCCCUAGGCUUCUCCUAUGACCGCUUUAUUUCAGUGCAUGUUUUUUGCAUCCCUUUAUUUCAAAACAGGCCAAAUACUGGUUGGGAUUAUUGCCUCCAACAUCAAAAAGGAGUCCUCCAGAACCAGAAUCUCGAUUCACUCCGGCGAUGUUGGUGCUGUUGUUGUUGCAGAGGCCUCUCGCAACACCUGUUGCCGUUGGUUCCGAAGCCUAAGCAGUAUUCGUCUUCUCUUCGCCUCUAUCUGCCUCUUGAACGGUGUUGUUACCAUCGGAUUCGCCUAUGCACCCAUCCCUUCUGCCCUAGACAUCGGAAGCGAAGACUUGCUCAUUCUCAGCACUGGCCAGGGCCGCGUUCUUGCGUUUGUCUCCUUCCUGGUGGGCGUUAGCGAUGGCGGCUUCAUGACCAUGUUGGGCUUGAUGCUGGAGAAUGAAGUAGACACUCAGUACUUCCCCGCCGCUCUAGGCAUUUGUCUUUGUGUUACUGGAGCCUUCAAUUUCGUCGGCACUGUAGUUGGUGGUGAGUGCUUCUCUGAAUUAGCUACGCCCUUCCUCGUCUUUCUAUUCGAAUUCUUACUGCAUAUCCUUUGAUCCUUUGUGAUGGCUAUCUUGGAUAGAAAUUUAUCUAAGGGAUCCCUGUUUAUCGGAUCGAUUUUUUUGUAAAAGGACGGUCGGCAGGCAAGUGUCACUUCACAGAAGAUGUAUCUCAGGCCAUUAAAGCCCUGUCUUUCUUUACUGCUUUAGGAUGUGACCCUCGCGACUCAGUUAUUGCCAAAGUUAAAAUGCCAAUGAGACAGUCUUUGGGUUGUAAACUUUACCCGACAAACGGCGGGGGUUAAUUCUUGCUCUGUAGACCCUGUGGGUUAGUUUACUGGAUAAAAAACGUACGAUCAAACAGUUCUCAGUUUCGAACCACUACCAAUAUGAAAGGAUAGACGUUAUAAUGUGACCCGUGACAGGCGCCUGUCGGUCAACUGCUGAAUUUCUUUUUGCUCUAUUCAUUUGGCACGGCCUAAUUCUCGAAUGGCGACAUAUGAGGAGGACCAUAAGGUUAAGGUUAGAGACACAACCCGUCUGUUGUAUCUUCCGACCAGGACUGCAACGCUGUUUUUGCCGGUGUUUCGUUUUUUCCUCAUUGUCCGGCAAAUUACGGCUUUUCUUCUCCACUCUUGCAACCAUUUCGUUCAUUUACAUCGGUUUUCCUAGCCUCAAGUAGCGGCAAUCUAUUUAACAGGAAACGUAUGCGGUUCCUAUAAUGUUUGGGGGCGUGAACGGUGUGCGUCAGUAGAUCACUGCCUAAACAGAGCAUUCAAGUUUUGCAACCUAAACCCUGAAUUUUGGAAUCUUCCUCAAGCCUGCCUCCGUUGCCAAACGUCUGGUGAUGAUAAUUAUAUUUUCUCAUUUUACGUGAAGGAGGCAACCAAGCAUGAUCAACUUUACGUGCACUCAUGAAUAUAUAUGCUAUCUCCCCGCUUCUGGAUGCAUCUUGACCGAUUUCACGGCAACCGGAAUGCUUUAAAUUACGUUGUGGUCGGUUAUGCGUUUAAGGAGCUAUUGAUUUCGUGUAUGGGUUCUGUAUAGACCGCAAAUCUGCCUAUCUUACAAAAGCAGGGAGCGCCUGAAGUUCUUAAACCUUUGGUCUACUUAUAGGAGGCGUCUAGGUAGCGCAGAAGACAUUAAGGAUUUAAUGGGCGUUUCUUGUCGACAAACCUCGGGCCGGACAUGGAAAUACGUAUGCCACCGACUGCAGGUGACCCUUACGCUGAAUUCCAAGGGGAUACCUACUCCCCUGUCCUAACUAUAACGCUAACACUAAGCCUCCUAACUCUAACACCAAUCCUCACCCCCUGGAAUUUAACCCAAGGGAAUCUGCAAUACGGAUGCCUUUCAUUUCCAUAUCCAAACCUGAAAUUACUUGGCAGUCUGUUAAACACCCUAGACACCUUUUUGCCUAAUGACUACAGGAACUGUAGGGCAUCAGUUUGCGGAAAUGGGAAGAACACACCCCAAAAAACACGUGUCUCUUAACCGCCGACCUCCGGAAUGUGCGUCGAGUGCCCACUGGGGUGUGAACACCCACCCAACCCUAAUGGUAGGCAGAGGAGGCGCAACAAUUCCGUCCCCCCCCCGCCCCCCUCUGGGAACGCCUUUCUGCCCGUGUCAGUUCCAUGCUUGCAGUAAAAUUGUUUCUGGCCAUUGCGCCCGGACUUGCUUUGACUUCCUUCCACAGCCGUGCAGUUAGACUGAAUGUUAGCAGCCAUUUACACUGUUUCGCACCUGAGAGCUGACAUGCCCCAUUUGGUCAGACAAAACAGAUGCCCCUUUGUUAUGCAAGUCAUGUGCAUGUGUGUGUGUGUGUGUGUGUGUGUGUGUGUGUGUGUGUGUGUGUGUGUGCAUGGAAUGGAUGUCGAUUUUUCGCCGAGCGUCUUCUUCCCCAACCGCCCCCCCACCCCCGGCUGUUCGUGUUUGCAUUUGUGGACAUUCUGUCACCCGUCUGAGCUUUGUAUGUGUGUGUGCGCGUGUAUCAUUUUGACCUUCGCAGUGCUCCACUUUAAAGAGGCAGGCAGUGCUGCCAGGGGCUUAGUUCUUCAAUCCUUUCUAAUUCUGUUUUGAUGGCCGGACAAUUGGUGUAAAUGAAAAAGCACCCCAAUUUCAGUCGUACCCAAGCAACAGUCUUAGGACAGAUAUACUGCCUGGCUCAAGCUACACCAAUGCAUGCAUUUUUGCAUUGAGAUGGGUUAAUAGAGUUAGAUCCAGCAUAAUUUCGACUGGAAUUGGUGCCUCCUGCCAGAUGCCAGUCCGUCCUUCAUGAACUUGGGCUGGACGCUACUGCUUCCUGUUUUAGCGUCUUUGUCCACAGGGCUUGAUCCUUUAUAUCAAAACUAUGAAUCUCUCGGUCCCACGUCAACUAACUUUCACGCUUGCCAUGUCAUAUUUCAUAUUGACCCAACUAUGAAAAACUCGGCGCUUCGGUGGGAUUCGAAUCCACGACAAUAAGGGUAGGGCUUUAGUACAGCCAACGCUCUAACCACCUGAGCUACGAGGCCCCGUCAGACGACGCGGGUUUAAUCACAUUUGGAUUAACGUCUGGAGUCCACCAAAUGUGAUACAAUAACUUGACUGCCCAAGGAGGCUAUCCCAAGUAAUUCACCUAGAAUCCACCAGAUGACUACCAGGCUUACGUAAUUCAUGGAUUUUUGACAGAUUCUGAAUAAUUCAUAUUAACCCAACUGUGAAUUAUUCAAAAUCUGCCAAAACAUGUACGUAUGUCAUAUUUUCCCUGCUCUAGCAUUCCGGUUGACGGAGUUGACAUGUAUUCAACAAAAGGUCUUUGCAUUCAAAGCAAACGUUUACGACAUCUUUGUUGUGGACGACCUGCUGUCUGCCAAAUAUCGGACCGGUAGGACACACGGUUUAAAUCAUGGUUUUUACUUGGCCAGGAAUCUGGACACUCUGACGUCUGACCUCUUCAUCUGGUGCCCUCUGUUAUCAGGACUAGCAAUACAUUGUUGUACUUCCAGUUUGCUUCGGAUCUCCAGUGUAGGGCUUUCACAUUCGGCCAUCUAGCGGCCAGUAAUUAGUAAGUCAGGGCCUUAGAUCAGACCUCUAAGGUCAAAGCCACGGCCAUAUUCCGUUCUGUGUGCCUGGGGUGGAUCAACUGACCCCAGUUUCAAGUCACGUUUAUGCAGCUGCGUGUGGGUUAUGCCGUCAGUCAACUGAACUUUGCUCAGUAGACGACAGUUCGACUGUCGCGAAGGACGACUUCCACCGUCUUUCACCCACGGAGUGGAUGCAAAACGGUUUUUACGCCUGAAUUAGUUUGUAGUGAAGCAGACCUGCGCAGCGUCUGCUGCAUCUCCACUUACCCCACUCCACCUGGUUCCGAUGUUAUGACAAUGUCAAAACGAGCGGAGGUAAACGCUUACGCAGUGGUUAAAGAAGCUCAACGGCCCGCCGACGCGUGUCACGCACACGUCCUGGUCCCCAGUACACGUAUCAGACAUCUGUAGAAUCAGUUCGGGUGUCAGAAUGCCAAAAAGGUCACAUUUAGAAGGAGUAACUUCAGCCUGACUCUCGGUUCCCCAGUUGCGGCAAAACACACCCAUGAAGACCAAGUUAGCCCGCCGGUUGACAACCUUCCGAGCCAUGACGCCUGGCUUGUCAUGAUAGAUUCAAGCACAAGAGAUUUAUCAUAGUGAGGAAUGCGAUGGUGUGCCAUUAGGAUGGAUUUCUCAAUGAGCACAUAUUUGUUCGGCCGUCAGGAACGAUGGUGUCCACCCUAAGCCCCGAAGCAUGACGGGUGCGGAACGCUGACGUGCUUUAAUUAAUUCGAAGUGGUAGCGGACUUGCAUGGCGCCUGCUGCACUCUGUCCCCCCACCCUUCUUGGACCAGGGACAAGACUGAGUCAGGAGGACCGGAGCGACUGACAUAGCUGAAAACCCCAUGUUCGAGUCCCACAUAUCCUCGGCCCGUGCACGUUGGACCGGGCUUUCACAGAAACAAAAAUGAGGCCUACCCGGACCCAUCUUAGUGGGAGUGCCAAAGGAGCCAUUGCAGCUGACUCUCAGUCGUGGGAAUAGCACGUUAUCACGUCAGCUGACCGCUCUGCAAGCCAUUAAAUUUGACGCCUACCAGUAGCUUAAGAGCGCAUCCGGUUGUUUGUAGUGAGAAAAUGUGCUGAAAUGCCGUGUGCACGGUGUUCACAGACUCGAAUCUACUCCCUCUUCUGUAUUCCACGCACCAUUCCGCUGUCCGAGCCGGUCAACCAUCUGAUGCUGUGAUUGGACGCAAAUGGCUUGUCGGAUGGAAGUUCACGCCUAGGCGUACCACCACGCCUCCCCCUGUGCGGCAUUUGUUAUAGAUGCCUGUACUCUGGCCGGCCCACCUAAUUUGUCCCAUGCUCUAAUCUGACCUGCGUAUUGAACCAACGCAUCUCCUGCGUGGUCCGUUAUGAGGGCCCCAAUGAGCCCACACAAACCCACAUUGUGUGAUGAUUGACUUUCCUCCUAACAGUUGAUUCAUUUCUAAUGACAGGUUAUGCAGGGUGGGAUGAAAUGCCGUCUACUUUUGUCUUCUUUCUUGUCAGGCUACAUCUUCGAUGUCUUCGCCACCUACGAACCAGCAAUGCUUUUGGCCUCCUGCCUAUCCUUCGCAGGCUUCUUGCUCUUUGUUCUUUUCCACUGUGUUCGAACCCGGUCUUUGUCAGUCCAGGAGGAUGCACAGAAUGACUGCUCAUCUUCCGUAACUUUUUAG
Molecule: messenger RNA, 39336 nt
Organism: Spirometra erinaceieuropaei
Lineage: Eukaryota; Metazoa; Platyhelminthes; Cestoda; Diphyllobothriidea; Diphyllobothriidae
Source: the annotation of a GenBank genome assembly